GGCUGAGACAUGGGCUCGUCCCCCAACCACGGAAGCUCAGGCCAUUUACCAAAAAGAAUCCAAAGGUAACACAGGGUGGCCCAGGGCUGCCAAUCCAGGCCAGGCCAUCACUGAGAUCCCACCUGGGCAGCCCCACACCCCCCAGGGCAUAGCAUCUCCCUGGCCAUGCCAGCCCUUGCCCUCAUGGGGUCCCUGGUAAUGGGGGAUCGGAAGAAAUGUGGAUAGAACUGAUGAGGCAGAAAGUUGUUAGCUGAGGCAGUGUCCAUUUGGGAGAGAGGUGGUGGGGGUCAGGGAAGGAGAUGCCAUGUGACCUGGGGAGGUCUGGGAGGGGAGGAGUGAUAAUGAGGAUGAUGAAAAUGGGGCUGCUGCUUCAGGACUAGCACACAUUGAGGGCAACCCCAAACUCUCCACCCCCACGGCCUCUCACCACACUGGGUUCAUGGGCCUGAGUCUGUCCGUGGCUGGGCCUAGUCCAUCAGCUUGGGUGCCUUGGGGAGGCUGGGGGCUGGGGUGGCAAAUGUGAAGGCCUCUCUCACUUUCCUGUCUCGAUCCCCCUGAUCAGACAGAACAGUGGGAUAUAAGUCUACCCAGAGGUUCCAGUUCAGACCAGGCCUUAGGGAGGGACUGUCAGGGUCACAGGCUGAUUCAGCACUCUCACCUGGACCUUCUCUGAGAUCCAGCUCACCCUGAGUGUGGUAGUCAACGUGCAGCCCUAGCUGCUGGCCUGCCUGGGCCACUGCUGACCCUGUACCAGCCCAGCUUCUGCCAGAUCCUGCUGCAAUACUCAGAGCUUGAUUUUUCUAUCCGUGGACUUGGUCACGGCUGGAUGGUGCUGCCCACAGUCCAGCCCGCCCAGCAUGGGGGAACUGGGAGCUCCUCGGAGGCACAAGGGCUUGAGGGGCAGAGAGAGAAGGAGGCAGCACGGACGGACUCUUGAUGCCUCCCUGGCCGCUGCCGGCACUGUCUCUGCAGAACUCCCAGCAGGAGAUCCCCAAGGAAAAGGAGAAUGGCAUCACCUACUCGGUCUACCCCAAGAAAGGGACCAGGAAGGGCUGGCACAGGUUCUGGUGUGUCUGUGGUUCUGACGAAGACCUGAAUGAGGCCUGGGUGAUGAAAACCUUCAAGGCAGGCUCACUGCAGAAGCUGGUGGAGCUCCUGGUGCCCGCCUACAUAAAGGGUGACAUCUCCUACAUCAAAAUCUUUCUGGGAGCCUACAGAACCUACGCCACCACCCAGCAGGUCCUAGACCAGCUUCUCCGAAGGUAUGGAUGUAACCACCCCUAUUCUGCUGAGUACGGUGAGCCCCAGGAGCAGCUGAAAUGGUGAGUGGACUUUGGGUGGAGAAGGAGGGGCUGAGGUUUUAGGGGGCCUGUGUCUGGAUUGGGGCUGGCAGACCCUGGGCCCCACACAUCUAGAUUCCACUAGAGGGAUGAGUUUAGAGACACCCCCUGCAGGGCGUAAGCAGUCAUUGAGAGCUAGGAGUGGAACCUGGGCAUCCUGGACAGUAGAGGGGAGGCUGCGGGCUCAGAGAUGCCCCUGAGAGAAUUCAUCUUCCCACAAUCCCCUCACAUCACCUGUUGCCCCCUCCCCUAUUUGGGGCCCAAAACAGGAGGUGCUGGGGGAGGAGGAGCGGGGGGUGGAGAAAAUUGCUCCCAAAUCCUGAUCACCAGUCAUGGGUGCUCAGCUGCAUGAGGGGCCCCUGUCCCAGGGGAGAACAGUCUCCAUGGGAGAAGAGGCCUUCACACGCAUGCAGAGAGCCAGGCAGCACGUUGGUGCACACGCUCCAGAGGAGGGGUUCUAUGGCCUGGGCAUCUGGAUCAGGGUACUGUCUCCGUGUGUCGUCCGGCAUCAGAUAAUCCUGGAGCACUACUGAGGUGAACAUGCAGACACACAUCUCCGUUCCCUUAGAGUGUUACUAUCCAGUGCGGAGAGGGCCAGGGGACAGAAAGGGAUGUAAUUCAGGCUCCCCGAGGAGGGAGAGUUGGACAGACCAUUGAUGGGGAGCUCCCAGGGACAAGGCUCUGUGCUAGCCCCAUCAGUGACCAGGCCUGCCACCAUCAGGGCAGCCAGAGGGCAUGAUACAGGGUGGUGCUGACCUUUGGGAGGUCAACGGUACAGGGGUAGACAGAGGGACUCGCCCCUUGCAGGGGUGCCCUGGGAGGGCAGUGUGGUGGGAAAAGCCAGGCUUCUGACCCUGCUCUUCACCACCCACCCCCAGCGCCAUCUCUUUUAUCCUGGGCACAUGGCUAAAGGAAUACUCGGAGGAUUUCAAUCAGCCCCCGGACUUCCCCUGCCUAAAGCUCGUGGUGGAGUAUGUGCACGUGAACAUGCCAGGCUCACAUCUAGAGCACGAUGCCCAACUUCUCUUGGCACGGCUGGAUCAAAUGGAGGUCACUGAGGCAGAGCCAGAGGGUGAGGAAGACUGGGCAUGACUGCAUGUGAGCUUGUGAAGGGGACAUGGGAAGGCCCCCAGAGGCUGGGGUUGAGCCAGGGAUCUGAGUAACUUCAGACCCUCCUGUGGUAGACCACAGUCUGGGAAGACUUCCUGGGGUGGAAAUUCUUGGGAAUGGGCUUCUCU
Molecule: messenger RNA, 2578 nt
Organism: Loxodonta africana (African savanna elephant)
Lineage: Eukaryota; Metazoa; Chordata; Mammalia; Proboscidea; Elephantidae
Product: ral guanine nucleotide dissociation stimulator-like
Exons: 3
Coding region: 937-1326 (129 amino acids)
Source: RefSeq, a predicted model, not a curated record